Molecule: messenger RNA, 1866 nt
Organism: Mangifera indica (mango)
Lineage: Eukaryota; Viridiplantae; Streptophyta; Magnoliopsida; Sapindales; Anacardiaceae
Product: CBL-interacting serine/threonine-protein kinase 5-like
Exons: 1
Coding region: 280-1638 (452 amino acids)
Biological process (GO): protein phosphorylation; signal transduction
Molecular function (GO): protein kinase activity; ATP binding
Source: RefSeq, a predicted model, not a curated record
AAAUCUCUAUGUGCUUGGCCUCACCAAAACCAUGGCCUCCAAUGACUACAAGCCACCCCAUUCUCUCUCCAAUUUUCUCACCAUCCAAUCACCAAACUUACCCUAUCAAAACUCGGCCUUUUCUCUCAAGACUCCAACCUUAUCCCUCUAUUUCCAUGGCAAAUUCCCUUCUAUGUAACAUCCCAUUUAGCUUUUUACAUAUCGUUAACAAGAAUAUGCUCUUUGAUGUGAACUGAAUUAGUUUUUAGUAUAUUUCUUUAUCUCAAAGUUUCUUGAGUUAUGGAAGAACAAGCUGAGAAGAAACAAAACUGUUGCAGCAAUGGGGCAAGAAAUGCUCUCUUUGGAAAGUAUGAGAUGGGGCGAUUAUUAGGCCAAGGCACCUUCGCCAAGGUCUAUUUUGGGAGGAACCUCGCCACUCAAGAGUGUGUUGCAGUGAAAGUUAUUCUGAAAGAUCAGGUUAAGAAAGAAGGUUUAAUGGAGCAAAUCACGAGGGAAAUUUCAAUUAUGCGUUUGGUGAGACACCCCAACAUUGUUGAACUCAAAGAAGUGAUGGCAACGAAGGCUAAGAUCUUCUUUAUAAUGGAAUAUGUCAAGGGUGGAGAAUUAUUCACAAAAGUAGCAAAGGGAAAGCUGAAGGAGGACUUGGCGAGAAAGUAUUUUCAGCAGCUGAUUAGCGCGGUUGAUUUUUGCCAUAGUCGCGGCGUUUAUCACCGUGAUUUGAAGCCGGAAAAUCUUCUCCUGGAUGGAAACGAGGACUUGAAAGUCUCCGAUUUCGGUCUCUCCGCUUUGCCGGAACAGAUUUGGAAUGAUGGAUUGUUGCAUACAAGAUGUGGAACUCCUUCAUAUGUUGCACCUGAAGUCCUGAGGAAAAAAGGAUACGAUGGAGCAAAAUCGGACAUAUGGUCUUGCGGGGUUAUUCUCUUUGUACUUCUUGCAGGAUUUUUACCUUUCCAGGAUGAAAAUGUUAUGAAGAUGUACAGGAAAAUUUUCAAGGCUGAGUUUGAAUUUCCACCCUGGAUUUCCCCCGAUGCCAGGAAAUUGAUAUCCAGGAUCCUGGUGACUGAUCCUGAAAAGAGAAUUACAGUUUCAGAAAUUAUGCGGACUCCCUGGUUUCAGAAAGGGUUUUGUAAACCUGUGGCGUUUUCCAUUGAUGAGAAAUUUUCAAUGGAGAAUGGUUUUGUAAGUGGUGAAGAUGAUCCUGGAGAGAUUGAAUUAGUAAGAACAAAGAGUUCAUCACCCCCUUUCUAUAAUGCAUUCGAGUUCAUAUCAUCGAUGUCGACCGGGUUUGAUCUGUCAGGAUUGUUUGAGAAUAAGAGGAAAUCGGGUUCCAUGUUUACAUCUAGAUCUUCGGCUUCAACCAUCAUGGGGAAGCUUGAGACAUUGGCGAGGAAGUUGAAUUUUGGAGUCUGUGUGAACGAGUUCAAGGUGAAAAUGCUGGGAAAAGAGGAGGGUAGAAAGGGGAAAUUAGUGGUGACAGCGGAGGUUUUUGAGGUGGCGCCGGAGGUUGCAGUGGUCGAGUUCUCAAAGUCAUCCGGAGACACUCUUGAGUACAAGAAGUUCUGUGAGGAAGAUGUGAGGCCUGCUCUGAAAGACAUAGUUUGGACAUGGCAAGGUGAAGAUAAUUGUCAAUGUCACUAAUUAACCUUCAAAAACCAUAGCACAAAAGACCAAAAAAAAAAAUAUAUUCUUGUUGAUUUUGUUAGGGUUUGAAAUUUGUAAGUUUGCUUAUGACAUUUUGGUGUAGUGUUUGUAGAUAUUCAAGAUUUUGUUUACUAUAUUGUAAUGAAAUGAAUGUUUUGUAAAUUGUUUCAUAAAUUUUUUGUAUCAUUUUAUGAGUUUAUUAAUAAAUGUUGUCAAUUAAGUGUA